GCGGGACGAGCAGGACCGCGACGAGUCUGACUCCGACGACUCGGCGGCAAUCGAUUUGCGCCAGGAGCAGGAGGAUGACCUGGAGGAGACGGUCAAGCCGUUCCUCCGCUCCACCCGGUCCAAGAGGGGCUCCGGCUCUAAGAAGCGGAGUAACCCGUCGGGUGGAGGCCAAGGCGGAGGCUCUAAGGGGAAGUACUCCAAGGGCCGAGGGACAGGGCGUGGCGCAGCGGCGUGGCUUGGUAUCGGUGUGGUUGCGUCCACUUGCCGCGGCACCGGCCUGGUGCGCGGCCCUGUUCCCCUCCGCCUGCCGCCGCGGCCCGUCGGGCGCGCGGCACCUUUCAGGUUUGCGGCCGCAAGGCGCAACCGCUCCGGCCGAGUGGCUGAGCCGGUCCUGGCAGCAGCGUCCUAUACCUGGGCGUUGACUCGCCGGGUAUUGAACCGACUGGCCCACAUUUGCACAGGCAACAUUAGCGCCUGGGCCGGAGUGGCGGCGGCUUUGGCUGCGCCUGUGCUCCUCUCUGUCCAGAGGGGCUCAGUGGGAGUCGUUGACGAGACUCUCGCCGCAGUUGCUCAGCAGUCUGCUGAGCUCGUGCAGGAGGUCGGCGCUGAGGCUGCGCGGACCGUCCAGGUCGCCGGCCGGGCGGUCAGCAUCAUCGCGCUGAUCCUUUGCGCCGCGGCGACUUGGUUUGUCGCGCGGGCAGUGUUGAACCGACUGGUUCACGCACUCAAAGGAAAUUCGCUCCCCGCCGUGCUGGUCGAGAUGGUCGGCGGUGAAGCGACCUUUGCAGUGCAAGGGAAACGCACCCAAGCUAUGCACAAAGUGUGGAUCAGGCUGGCCUCUAAGGAGGCGGCCUGUGGGUGCAAAGCCUUCUUGCAGGAGGGGACGUGCGGGCAUUGCGAUGCCGCCGUUCAGACUGCAUUGCAGAUGGGUCUGUUGCAGGCGGACUCAGCUGCAUCAGCUCCGGAGGGUGAUCGCCCUGCGGAGCUCGGCUCGCGGGUGAUCGCAAGAGGGCUGGCCGCCCUUCCGACUCAGGAGUGCUUCUCUGGCUUGGCAGCAAAAAGUCGAGAAAUUAGCUGCCUUAGCGGACUCCUGAAUCGUGGCGGCUCUUCCCCUGGAGCGCCCGCAGCGACGUCAGCCACGCUUGCUGUUCCGGCCCCUGCGGCUGCGACGGCAGCGCGGGGCCCAAGGCGGAACAAGACGCCGCGGGCUGAGCCCUCCAGCCACGCUGUCCUUGAGGCGCUCGAGGCGGCGUGCGCCAGAGGAGUGGUGUGCAGCUUGAUUGCGGACGCCUCGCAGUGCUCCAAAACCAAGCUGCAGUGGCAGUCGCUAAAGCGCGUCGCCGCCGCCGGGGUGAACGUCCGUCUCGCGGCGGGUCACUCCGUGCGAGACGCGUACGCGGCGGACGGCCGCGGCACUGCCGUCGGUGCAGGCCUGAAAGGGCUGCACCAUGCAAAGGCUCUGCUGGUUGUUGGCGAUACAACGGCAGAGGUCAUCGUCGGUAGCCUUAACUGGUCGACGAGUUCCAAGGCCAACGCCGAGUGCGGACUGCGUCUGACAGUCGCCUCGGGAGCCCCAGUCGUGACGGACUUCAUUCGCGACUUUGAGACAGUGUUCUCCGGGGGCUCGGCGCUUGAUGACGCGAAGCCGCCUGCCCCCAAGGCAGCGGCUGCGUCCAGCAGCGCCCGCUCUGGGCCUACGACGCUGACCAUCUGA
Messenger RNA from Symbiodinium necroappetens, 1714 nucleotides. Lineage: Eukaryota; Dinophyceae; Suessiales; Symbiodiniaceae. The record is from the annotation of a GenBank genome assembly.